GUCCCUGCUGUGUGUCUGGCACCGUGCCAGGCCUACAGAGAGAUGCCUCAGGUGUGGGGAGACGGGAGCACUGUCAGAGCAGACCUCAUGGAGCAAGCACGGUGCGGCUGGGCGGGAGUGAGUGGGCCGGCCCUCGGUGAGGCCGUGACGUUGAGGAUGACCUGCCAGCUCAUCGCUUACCCCGAGGGUUUCUCUCAGGAAGCCCCCUGCUGCCGGGCACCAUGACUGUGAAGGUGGUCGCACUGGCCCCAGAUCCAGCGUCGCCCACGACAGCAGCAGCCUCGCCCAGUGUCUCCGUGAUGCCCGAAGGCAGCCCCACGGCCAUGGAGCAGCCCGUGUUCCUGAUGACAGCCGCCGCUCAGGCCGUCUCUGGCUUCUUCGUUUGGACGGCCCUGCUCAUCACCUGCCACCAGAUCUACAUGCACCUGCGCUGCUACAGCUGCCCCAACGAGCAGCGCUACAUCGUCCGCAUCCUCUUCAUCGUGCCCAUCUACGCCUUCGACUCCUGGCUCAGCCUCCUCUUCUUCACCAACGACCAGUACUACGUGUACUUCGGCACCGUGCGCGACUGCUACGAGGGGACUUCAUGGAACACCUGCUGCGUGCCUCGCGUUCGCCCACGUGGGGCCUCAUCGAAGCCCCAGGCUGGCCCGGCUCUGUCAGCCUUGGUCAUCUAUAAUUUCCUGAGCCUGUGCUAUGAAUACCUUGGGGGGGAAAGUUCCAUCAUGUCAGAGAUCAGAGGGAAGCCCAUCGAGUCCAGCUGUAUGUAUGGCACAUGCUGCCUCUGGGGAAAGACUUACUCCAUCGGAUUUCUGCGGUUCUGCAAGCAGGCCACCCUGCAGUUCUGCGUGGUGAAGCCGCUCAUGGCUGUCAGCACCGUGGUCCUCCAGGCCUUCGGCAAGUACCGAGACGGUGACUUUGACGUCACCAGUGGCUACCUCUACGUGACCAUCAUCUACAACAUCUCCGUCAGCCUGGCCCUCUACGCCCUCUUCCUCUUCUACUUUGCCACCCGGGAGCUGCUCAGCCCUUACAGCCCCGUCCUCAAGUUCUUCAUGGUCAAGUCCGUCAUCUUUCUCUCCUUCUGGCAAGGCAUGCUCCUGGCCAUCCUGGAGAAGUGCGGGGCCAUCCCCAAGAUCCACUCGGCCCGCGUGUCGGUGGGUGAGGGCACUGUGGCUGCUGGCUACCAGGACUUCAUCAUCUGCGUGGAGAUGUUCUUUGCAGCUCUGGCCCUGCGGCACGCCUUCACCUACAAGGUCUAUGCUGACAAGAGGCUGGACGCACAAGUGCCGACAUACGGCCCUUACGGCCGCUGCGCCCCCAUGAAGAGCAUCUCCAGCAGCCUCAAGGAGACCAUGAACCCACACGACAUCGUGCAGGACGCCAUCCACAACUUCUCGCCCGCCUACCAGCAGUACACGCAGCAGUCCACCCUGGAGCCCGGGCCCACCUGGCGCGGGGGUGCCCACAGCCUCUCGCGCUCCCACAGCCUCACUGGUGCCCGGGACAAUGAGAAGACUCUCCUGCUCAGCUCUGAUGACGAGUUCUAGGUGCGGCUGCUGGUGGGGAAGGACUGAGACCUUGGCCCAGGGCAGGGUGUGCCCCGCCUCCAGCCUCACGUCCAGGCUGGGAGGCAGGCUGCCACAGCUUUGGCAGCGCCCUUUAAUUUAUUGGACCAGAAACACGUAUCGCUUCAAGAGGAACAGCCAGAUGCUGUCUGCCCAGAGGAUGGCCCAGGCUCACCCAGGAGCCUUCAGGAAUAUUUAUACAAGGCCAAGGCUCUACUGCCUGGACAACGGGCAGAGGACAGUGGGAGCGACCCCCAUGCCGCUGUGGCUCGUCCUUUGGCGGCAGCAUGUUGGGACCAGCCGUGCCCAGGCCCAGAGCUUGUGCUGUGGACCAGCGGCUGCAGCCUUCUCAGCCCCUCCCCAAUAAGACGUACAGCCCCUCCCCCAAACACCGUGCAAUACUCUGACCCGGGCUCUCCCUCCCGCCUGCUCCCUCCCCUGUCCCCUUGUCUGGUGUUAGAUUAGCCUCAGCCUGGGCAGGAGGAGGGAGGAGGGAACACGGAUACUCUCUGUGGACCUUCCUCCUGACCCAGGCCUAACUGGCAUGCUGCAGGGGUCAGAGCCAGACACCAAGAGCCAUGGGUCCCACCUCAGAAGGGUGCUCAGGUGCAUCUGGGCUCCUGAGUGUCCUCUCUGUGGCUGCACCUUCUGCCUGCCUCGUGCCCCUUCCUCCUGGCCUGCUGAAGACAGCCAGCCGCCCACACUGCCCUCCCACUUGCGGUCCUUCCUCUUGAGAGCAUUUUGGGUAGAGCCCUUGCUUCCCAGCUACUCAGAGGGUCAGGGGUUCCCACCCCUCCUUCCCAGGCUGAGCAGUCAGCACCUCUGCUGGAUCCUGGUCUCUCCCUGGGGCUGCUCCCUCCUGUUUCCUGGGGAGGGUCCGGUCUCUGCAUUUCAGACCAGCUUCCAGCUUCCCGAGGAGCACAGCCCUCCGGGAGGGAGGAGGGAGGGAUGGGGCAUGUGGCGGGGAGCCAGGAGAUGGGGGACUCCUCUCUCUGGCCCCGUGUCCAAACAGGGCCUGGUGUCCUGCCUCGUCUGGCCCCAAGGCCCAUCUCUUCUGUGCCUUAGUCACAUAUGAAAGCUUCCCCUCACUAGGCCCUCAGCCUGUCCCAGACACUCCCAGGGGGCUCCCUGUUAAGCUGCUGGCGCUCAGAGGAUCCUGCAGUGCUGGGCCAAGUGCCCUUGGACAGGCCUCGGGUGGCCAGGACCACCAGUCCCCUCCCCCUCCCCCACCUCCACGCCCAUAUCAUGGAGCCUCCCGGGGCCAGAGCCCCCGGGCAGGCCGGGCUUACACUGGCCACUGUCUUCGGAAGAGCCUUGUGAUGGGACACAGUGCACGUUCAUACAGGCAGAGCGUUCUGUCACUUGAAACCUAGAGAGCACAUGGGUUUGGGCUGCAGCAGCCUGGAGGAGGGGGCAGAGU
This is a messenger RNA of Physeter macrocephalus (sperm whale), 2988 nucleotides long. It is a transcript of the gene TMEM184B, whose product is annotated as transmembrane protein 184B. Gene Ontology annotation, biological process: transport. Gene Ontology annotation, molecular function: transporter activity. Gene Ontology annotation, cellular component: membrane. The record is from RefSeq and is a predicted model, not a curated record. Lineage: Eukaryota; Metazoa; Chordata; Mammalia; Artiodactyla; Physeteridae. Bases 222 to 1550 code for a protein of 442 amino acids. The transcript is spliced from 11 exons.